AAAAGGACAGAAAACGUUCAUCUCCUUCUCUUUCGUCCCUAUUUAUUUGAAUAUAUUAUAAAAUCUUCACAUUCUCUCCACAAACUCUCUCUCUCUCUCUCUCUCUCUCUCUCUCUCUCUCUCUCAAAUUUCAUUUAUUUGGGCUUUUUCUCUUUGGUGGGGUUUUCCUCUAUUGGAAGAGGAUGUUGAAUAGCUGAUUUCUUUUCAUUGAAGUGGAUUCUUUUGUUUGGGUAUAGUUGAAAUGGAGAGGGGCAUUUAUUGGGUGCAUUUAAUGGUGUUGGUGUUCUGUUUUGUGUGGUCUUGGAUUAGAAUUUCGUGUCAGGAAGAUGAUGCUGCAGCCAUUUAUAUUGUUACAUUGAAGCAAGCUCCUGUAGCAGGUUCUUUCUAUAAUAACUAUGAUAUGAGUUUGAACAGUGUACGUAAAGGAGCUACUGAGACAUUAAAUACACUCAACAAACCAAGAAAUAUUUCGAGUUCUGAUCGGCGUUAUAGUUCAUACCUGGUUCGGUAUCACAAUGCAUUGUUAAGGAAGGUGUUGAAAGGGGAGAACUAUUUGAAGCUCUACAGUUAUCAUUACUUGGUUAAUGGGUUUGCUGUUCUUAUAACCCCUCCACAGGUAGAGAAACUUUCAAGAAGGCGAGAAGUGGCGAAUGUGGCCUUGGAUUUUUCAGUCAGAACAGCAACCACCCACACUCCACAAUUCUUGGGCCUCCCUCGUGGUGCAUGGGUGAAAGAAGGCGGGCCGGAAUUUGCUGGUGAAGGAGUAGUUAUCGGGUUUAUCGACACAGGGAUUGAUCCAACGCACCCCAGUUUUGCUGAUGACAUUUCUGAAAACCAGUAUCCAGUUCCCGCCCACUUUUCGGGAAUCUGUGAAGUUACAGCAGAUUUUCCAUCUGGGUCUUGCAACAGGAAGCUUAUCGGAGCCCGUCACUUUGCUGCAUCUGCUAUAACUAGGGGAAUCUUCAACGCUAGUCAGGACUAUGCUUCGCCAUUUGAUGCUGAUGGCCAUGGAACACAUACAGCUUCUGUUGCUGCAGGAAACCAUGGGAUUCCAGUCAUUGUUGCCGGGCAUCGUUUUGGGAAUGCAAGUGGCAUGGCUCCUCGUGCACACAUUGCUGUUUACAAGGCGUUGUAUAAAAGCUUUGGGGGCUUUGCUGCAGAUGUUGUUGCUGCCAUUGACCAGGCGGCUCAAGAUGGAGUGGAUAUAAUAAACUUAUCUAUCACUCCAAACAGACGUCCUCUUGGGCUGGCAACUUUCUUCAAUCCUAUAGACAUGGCAUUGCUCUCAGCUGUAAAAGCUGGCAUAUUUGUUGUCCAGGCAGCAGGAAACACAGGGCCUUCACCAAAGAGUAUUUCUUCUUUCAGUCCAUGGAUAUUCACGGUUGGUGCUGCCGCUCAUGACAGAAUCUACAAUAAUUCAAUCAUCUUAGGCAACAACAUCACCAUAUCAGGUGUUGGACUCGCAUCGGGAACUCACAAAGGCAAAAUGUACACUCUGGUUGCUGCAAUUCAUGCUUUGAACAAUGACACAGACGUGAUCGACAUGUACUUCGACGAAUGCCAAGAUCCCAGUCUUCUGAAUCAGGAGUUGGUUCACGGAAACCUCUUAGUCUGUACCUAUUCAAUCCGCUUUGUGCUUGGGCUCUCGACUGUCAAACAAGCCUUUGAAACAGCCAAAAACCUCAGUGCAGUUGGCGUCAUCUUCAACAUGGAUGCUUCUGUUGUUGGGUUUCAGCUGAAUCCAACUCCCAUGAGGAUGCCGGGCAUAAUAAUUCCAUCUCCUGAUGAUUCCAAGAUUUUACUCCGAUACUACAAUUCUUCCUUAGUGAGAGAUGCAUCGAUGAAGAAAAUCAUCAAUUUUGGAGGUGUUGCCAGAAUAUUAGGAGGACUAAAACCAAACUACAUCAGUUCGGCACCAAAAGUUAUGUAUUAUUCUGCUAGAGGACCAGACCCGGAAGAUAGUUUUCUCAACGAUGCUGAUAUAAUGAAACCAAAUCUAAUAGCUCCUGGUAAUCUAAUCUGGGCUGCUUGGAGUUCUCUGGCUACCGACUCUGCUGAAUUCGAAGGUGAGAAUUUCGCCAUGAUCUCUGGGACAAGCAUGGCCGCUCCUCACAUUGCUGGGCUUGCUGCACUGAUCAAACAAAAAUUCCCAAAAUUCAGUCCUUCCGCCAUUGGGUCCGCACUCUCUACAACUGCUUCAGUGCAUGACAGACAAGGAGGCCCAAUCAUGGCCCACCGCGCUUACAGAAACCCAGAUCUAAACCAGUCCCCUGCAACUCCGUUCGACAUGGGAAGUGGAUUUGUUAAUGCAACAGCUGCAUUAAACCCUGGUCUAAUCUUCGACUCCGAAUUUAGUGACUUCUUAUCGUUCCUCUGUGGCAUCAACGGUUCCAGUCCUGUCGUACUGAAUUACACUGGCCAGAGCUGUGGGACGUAUACCAUUACCGGCACCGACCUGAACUUGCCUGCCAUCACCAUAGCCUUUCUAAACCAAUCAAGAACAGUUCAAAGAACGGUCACUAACAUGGCUGCAAAUGAGACUUACAACGUUGGUUGGAGUUCCCCUUUUGGAGUUUCAGUUUCAGUGACACCCAAUCAUUUUUUCAUUGGUAAAGGUCAGAGGCAGAUCUUAACUGUUCUUUUUAAUGCCACCAUGAAUAGCUCCAUUGCCAGCUUCGGAAGAAUUGGGCUCUAUGGUAGCAAUGGCCAUAUAUCGACUGUUCCAUUAUCUGUGAUUUCAAAGAUUGCAUCUAACAUCACUAACAGCUGAAAAAGAUACGUUGCUGCUGAUUCAUUUUUUAUUCUUUCCUAUUUGUGUGUAAAUGUUAAAGCAUCUUUGUAAAAUGUAGCUCCAAUUGAUUAAUUGAAGAAUUCAAAUAAAUU
Molecule: messenger RNA, 2883 nt
Organism: Magnolia sinica
Lineage: Eukaryota; Viridiplantae; Streptophyta; Magnoliopsida; Magnoliales; Magnoliaceae
Product: subtilisin-like protease SBT2.3
Exons: 10
Coding region: 242-2770 (842 amino acids)
Biological process (GO): proteolysis
Molecular function (GO): serine-type endopeptidase activity
Source: RefSeq, a predicted model, not a curated record